Molecule: messenger RNA, 2409 nt
Organism: Colletotrichum spaethianum
Lineage: Eukaryota; Fungi; Ascomycota; Sordariomycetes; Glomerellales; Glomerellaceae
Exons: 2
Coding region: 1-2409 (802 amino acids)
Source: RefSeq, a predicted model, not a curated record
AUGCACCUCGACCACGGCGACGGCAGGAGGCCGACGCCCCAAGAUGAAGAGAGCUACUGGCAAUCCGUGCAACUGCUGCAGAAAGAAGACGACGAGAGACUCGAGAGCGAGUUCAUGGCUAACACAAAGUACUAUAUGGGCCGCCUGACGGACCUGAACCUCCAGAAGCAGGAGCUCGAAAGACGUGCACUCGAGGUCCACCGUGCCAUUACUCGAGAGCACAAGAGCUUGGAAGACAUUACCAACCACUUCCAGGAAGCUAGGAGGGACCUUCACCUUCAGCGCGAGCACCACCAUAGGGCGGUGGCCGCCUGGUUUGCCGAGGAACGCCGCAAGGAGAAUGACGAACGGGCGAGGAUCGCCGCUGCUGCGCUUGCUGCACCCUCGCGUCGCGAUAUUGCGCCUGCCGACGUUACGCAGACCAACAACUCGGCCGAUGGGUUACCCAACGGCAAAACCGUCAACGGAGAUCAUCGCAACGGUGCCCACCCGUCGAUUCCAAUCCCGGGCAGGGUUGAACAGCCGCCGCUCACAAUGAUUGUUGAUGCACUGGGCCGCCCCGUCGGGCCUGUGAAUCGACUAAUAUCCAGCAACAGGUCCAUCAUAUUCCUGUCUGGGUUACCUCAGAAAAGGCCGGUGCAUCUUCGUGACGGCGUUGCGUUUAACCAGGAGGAUUUGAAGCAGCUUGUAGAAGCGGAGGACAAGUGGAUGGGCGCCGUGAUCCAGGCGACUGGUCUCGUCCGGAAACAAGCGCAGCAGUGCAGUUUGUGUGCCCAGGGUCAAGGCCCCUUUGCCCAAUGCAUCAGUCUCGACAUGCCCGAGUUCCAGGCGUGUGGUAACUGCGUGUGGCAAAGAUCAAGUUGCUGCGAAGCACCGAUAGCAGAGCAAACGCCGACUAUCACGAAGUUCAGAGCCUUCAAUGCGCCUGCGCACGAGCUCCAAAAUGAGCGCUUUUCAAAUGGCAGCUUCACCAACGGCACUGCAACCCCCGUCUCCCUCAGCCGACCAAACUCGCGAGACAAGAGUUUUGCUGAGGGCUCAACAGCUACUGACGAGGGGGAAGAAGACUUGACUCCGAUCACCAAGGCUACCCUCACCCUCAAGCACGACGGCGAGGUCUACACCCACCCAGAGUGUAUGGAAGGUGUCCCGGUUGCGAAGGUCGACCAGAGCCAUCCCUACUGGGAUCCGUCUUGGCCCGAGAUCGCGCCAAUGAUCGAACCUACUCUGCAGACGUGGCGAGACAAGCUACAGGCCGCCCUCGAGAAGGGGCAGACUAGUAUGAAAUUCCAGCUGGGCCGACAGGUGAAUCGCGGAGAGACCAUCCUAAAGUUUCUAGAGGACGCCGAUUUUUGCCCUUACCAAUUAGUCGGGAAGAAGUACAUGAUGUCCCGCCUGGUUUCUUACGACACCAUUUUCCGUAUGGCCGACACCCUGCGAACCCUGGAAGGCUUCAAGACGCUUGACAUCACCCCGUUGGAAUGGUUGCGGCAGCGUUUGCAGGAGAUCAUUACCGCGGAGGGCUCCAGCUUCAACCUCGCCAAGACGAUUCACGACUUUUACCACGAUUCAAAGUACGUCGCCUUGAGACUUGCCAACGGCAAGAAGAGCAUCGGUCGACCAUCGGGCAUGAAAAUGACACCAAAGGACUCUCCCAUCUCGGCCAAGGGCACGCCGAGUACGAAGAAGCGUAAGCUUUUCAUCAACGAGGAGUUUCCUGGCGUCUCGCAGCGCCCGCUUGCGCCAACACCGACACACCAAUCCCAGCCUCAGCCACUGUUGCAGUCGCAGCCCCAGAUUUUCCAAGAGGAGCCACAGGGGAGCGCGCCGCCGACGCCCGAGUUUGCUAGGCCGUUCAAGAAGUUCAAGAUUACGCAAUUUCCUAAAACGGCCAAGGACCUCGAUCUCGUCUACGAUGGCUUCACUGACACCGACGACUACAGCGGCGAUCACAUUGGCAAGCACGACUGGGCGUUGAACCGGAUCAAGUCCCGACUGAACACCGUUAGCACCGGUGUGACGCAGUACUGGCACUGGAUCCCCGACGACGGCGAGCAGGUCUUUGAGCAUCAAGUACUCGCCGAAGGAGAUACCUUCACCUGGGGCAUAUACGCCAAACCGAUCAACUUUCACUUGGAGUUGGGGCAUGUUCAGGAGAUGCGAUGGGCUACCGGAACCCUCAAGGUCAUCGUUGUGUGCAAGGAGGGCGUCGUGGUCUCGCCUGACGGCAAGCCGAGAGGCGAUCUUUUGGUCGAGUUCAAGCGAGAACGCACUAAGCGGCGCUUCUUGGUCUUUUGCAGCAAGAAGGGCAUUGAGCUAGAGAAGGUCGAGAGGGACGUCAUUGAGAGGACGUGGGAAGAAUACGAGUCCCCCGAUGUGCCGGCGAUGCCGGAUUCGGAAAUCGAUUAG